Messenger RNA from Ruditapes philippinarum (Manila clam), 332 nucleotides. Its product is annotated as intermembrane lipid transfer protein VPS13C-like. The transcript is spliced from 3 exons. NCBI's taxonomy places the organism in Eukaryota, Metazoa, Mollusca, Bivalvia, Venerida, Veneridae. The record is from RefSeq and is a predicted model, not a curated record. Bases 1 to 324 code for a protein of 107 amino acids.
AUGUUUCAGGAUUUAGGUCUACAUUAUAAACAGGGACCUGGUGUUCUAGAUGUGUCAGUCUACAGUCCCUACUGGAUGAUCAAUAAAACUGAAAAAUUACUUCAAUACAAGGCUGGUGACGAUGACCCAGUAGAUCAUCCAUCGGACCUCAAGGAUAUUGUCAUGUUUUCAUUCAAGAAGAAUUCUUUGUUCUCUAAGAAAAAGGAGGACACCUUGGAUAGAAAGAAGGACACAUUGGAUAGAAAGAAAGACACACUAGAGAGAAAGAAAGAUGCAAAGAAACAAAAAGUGAAGGAAAUGAAACAAAGUGGAAAAGUAUGUUAAGAAUGGCA